Molecule: messenger RNA, 2799 nt
Organism: Teleopsis dalmanni
Lineage: Eukaryota; Metazoa; Arthropoda; Insecta; Diptera; Diopsidae
Exons: 3
Coding region: 40-2688 (882 amino acids)
Source: RefSeq, a predicted model, not a curated record
CGCAAAUUUCUGAAUUCAUAAACGAUACGACAAACAGCCAUGAAGGUUGUCUUGAGAGUACUCGCAGUGUGCGCACUGCUUUUAAACGCAAAUGUGACAUCAUAUGUCAUAAAUGCACAGUCAUCUGAAGAAACUGAUAAUAAUGUAGACAACUCAAUUCAAUUACUCUACGAUGCCAUCUUCGAUAGUUCCAAAUUGAGUGAAAGUAUCUACAAUGAGAAUUAUCCAGCAGACUCGUUUUCACUACCUUGUUGGAAUGCCUAUGCUAAAAAAAAUGUUAAUAUUCUUUCUGACAGUGGUGACAAAAUCCGUCAAUGUGCUAGUGUAAAUGACUGGGAAUUGGAAGAAUACUUCACUGCUCACAGUGCCCAACAUUUUAACAAAAAGUUUACACACAAAAUGAAACAUUGUUCAACAAAGAGUGGCUUUAAAAAGACGAAUUGUUUCGCUGAUAUUAUAUUGGAAAGUAUGCAAAAGAUCGUUACGUCUGAUGCAACUAAUUACUGGAAGAGCAAACGAUGCGUUCGUAACGAGAUUAGUAACAUUGUAGAUGCGAUGAGUAUUGCUACUGAUAAAUUCACUGCAUGUUUAUCUUCAAAUUCUACCACAAACUCCACGAAUCCGUGGGAGCCAUCUCCACCAUGGAAUAACUCUACAAACUCCAAUUCUUCUAAUCCAUGGCAACCACUUCCACCAUGGGACAAUUCAACUAACUCUAACUCCUCAAAUCCUUGGGAACCAUCUCCACCCUGGAACAAUUCAACAAAUAACAACUCUUCAAAUCCUUGGCAACCACUUCCACCAUGGGAUAAUUCAACAAAUUCAAAUUCUUCAAAUCCUUGGCAACCAUCUCCUCCAUGGAACAAUUCAACAAAUAACAAUUCUUCAAAUCCUUGGGAUCCAUCUCCACCAUGGAAUAACUCUACAAACUCCAAUUCUUCUAAUCCAUGGCAACCACUGCCACCAUGGGACAAUUCAACUAAUUCUAACUCCUCAAAUCCUUGGGAACCAUCUCCACCAUGGAACAAUUCAACAAAUAAUAAUUCUUCAAAUCCUUGGGAUCCAUCUCCACCAUGGAAUAACUCUACAAACUCCAACUCUUCUAAUCCAUGGCAACCACUUCCACCAUGGGAUAAUUCAACUAACUCUAACUCCUCAAAUCCUUGGGAUCCAUCUCCACCAUGGAACAAUUCAACAAAUAACAACUCUUCAAAUCCUUGGCAACCACUUCCACCAUGGGAUAAUUCAACUAACUCUAACUCCUCAAAUCCUUGGGAACCAUCUCCACCAUGGAACAAUUCAACAAAUAACAAUUCUUCAAAUCCUUGGGACCCAUCUCCACCAUGGAAUAACUCUACAAACUCCAACUCUUCUAAUCCAUGGCAACCACUUCCACCAUGGGACAAUUCAACUAACUCUAACUCCUCAAAUCCUUGGGAACCAUCUCCACCAUGGAACAAUUCAACAAAUAACAAUUCUUCAAAUCCUUGGGAUCCAUCUUCACCAUGGAAUAACUCUACAAACUCCAACUCGUCUAAUCCAUGGCAACCACUUCCACCAUGGGGUAAUUCUACAAACAAUUCUUCCAACUCCAACCAUCAUCAUCAUGGGCAUCAUCAUCCGACUCACGCUACGAGACCUCCAUGGAAUAAUUCUACAAACUCCAACUCUUCAACACCUUGGGUAACUUUACCACCAUGGAAUAAUUCUACUGGCUCGAACUCUUCUACAUUACCACCAUGGAACAAUACUACUAAUUCGAACUCUUCGACUCCUUGGGUAACUUUACCACCAUGGAACAAUUCAACUGGCUCGAACUCAUCCACUUUACCACCAUGGAAUAAUACUACCAAUUCCAAUUCUUCGACACCUUGGGUAACUUUACCACCAUGGAACAAUUCAACUGGAUCGAACUCAUCCACUUUACCACCAUGGAAUAAUACUACCAAUUCCAAUUCUUCCACACCUUGGGUAACUUUACCACCAUGGAACAAUUCAACUGGCUCGAACUCAUCCACUUUACCACCAUGGAAUAAUACUACCAAUUCCAAUUCUUCGACACCUUGGGUAACUUUACCACCAUGGAACAAUUCAACUGGCUCGAACUCAUCCACUUUACCACCAUGGAAUAAUACUACCAACUCCAAUUCUUCGACACCUUGGGUAACUUUACCACCAUGGAACAAUUCAACUGGCUCGAACUCAUCCACAUUACCACCAUGGAAUAAUACUACCAAUUCUAACUCUUCGACUCCUUGGGUAACUUUACCACCAUGGAACAAUUCAACUGGCUCGAACUCAUCCACUUUACCACCAUGGAAUAAUACUACCAAUUCCAAUUCUUCGACUCCUUGGGUAACUUUACCACCAUGGAACAAUUCAACUGGCUCGAACUCAUCCACAUUACCACCAUGGAAUAAUACUACCAAUUCCAAUUCUUCGACUCCUUGGGUAACUUUACCACCAUGGAAUAAUACAACCAGUUCCAAUUCAUCCAGCCCUUUGACAACGCUACCACCAGUUAAUAAUACAACAAAUACAACCACGGUUAGACCCCGGCCUACGAGAACUUCUCGUCGAACCCGUCAACCUCUAAGUACUACUACAUUAGCCAAUGAUAUUGACGACACAGAAUCAAAUUCUUGGCUUGACAAUACUUGGCAGAAAUUUAAACACUUAUUCAACUAAAUUACACAAUGGUAGUAAAACGUUUGUAGAGGAUAUUAACUAAAAUUAUUAAAAUUAUAUAAUCUUUAAUUCAAAACAUUUAAUAAAUAUAAUAAAUUGGCAUAUAAAUAA